UUGUUUGAUCCCAACAUCAGCACAUGGGACUAACCCAGCCAGUGCCCACAUGGCAGGCAUGAAGGUUAAAGCAAUUAAAGUUUCUAAUGAUGGUGCUAUUGAUAGUGAUGACAUCAAGAAGAAAAUUGAUGAGAACCACGAAGACCUUGCAGCAAUCAUGAUAACAUAUCCAUCAACAAAUGGAAUUUUUGAAGACAGUGUUCUAGAAAUUUGUGACCUAAUUCACAAAGCAGGAGGUCAGGUCUAUGUAGAUGGCGCUAAUAUGAACGCCCAGGUUGGCUUAUGUCGCCCUGGCGAUUAUGGGUCGGAUGUUUCGCAUUUGAAUUUACAUAAGACAUUCUGUAUUCCACACGGUGGUGGAGGACCUGGCAUGGGGCCAAUUGGAGUGUUAGUACUGUUUUCAUUGACAUAUAUUGUUAAUAAAUUUUUACAAUUUUGUGAAGAACAAGCCAUAUGCACCCUUAAAGCUUACUAGCUUAGUAUUAAGUUGAAGAGCUAGGCCAAGUAUUUUUUUCCCACAUAUACUCGAGAAAAGCUUAACACAUGUCCCCAAGCAAAGCUAUGUGCCUUCUUCUAUACAUAUAAAUACAUUUUAAAUACAAAUUAUACGCGAUUAUUCGCUAAAAGGAUGCUACAUUAAAAAAGAAACUGUGUUAGCUC
Messenger RNA from Anneissia japonica, 660 nucleotides. RefSeq names its product glycine dehydrogenase (decarboxylating), mitochondrial-like. The transcript has 2 exons. The record is from RefSeq and is a predicted model, not a curated record. Gene Ontology annotation, biological process: glycine decarboxylation via glycine cleavage system. Bases 50 to 475 code for a protein of 141 amino acids. Gene Ontology annotation, molecular function: glycine dehydrogenase (decarboxylating) activity; pyridoxal phosphate binding; glycine binding. Gene Ontology annotation, cellular component: glycine cleavage complex; mitochondrion. NCBI's taxonomy places the organism in Eukaryota, Metazoa, Echinodermata, Crinoidea, Comatulida, Comatulidae.